Messenger RNA from Myxocyprinus asiaticus (Chinese sucker), 2074 nucleotides. RefSeq names its product eukaryotic translation initiation factor 2-alpha kinase 1 (gene eif2ak1). Gene Ontology annotation, molecular function: protein kinase activity; ATP binding. Gene Ontology annotation, biological process: protein phosphorylation. The record is from RefSeq and is a predicted model, not a curated record. The transcript is spliced from 15 exons. The coding region runs from base 86 to 1951 and encodes 621 amino acids. NCBI's taxonomy places the organism in Eukaryota, Metazoa, Chordata, Actinopteri, Cypriniformes, Catostomidae.
CACCCUUGCUGUACAGACUAGAUGCAGCAGUACUCUAUUUGUUUAGCUGUUAAGAGAGUACUGUUAAUGCUCAUUUGAUGUCUAAAUGGAUUCCGAUGAAUAUGACAUUAUGGACUUAAUUGCUAAAGUUAUUGCUGAAGUCUCAAACUCCGACAAUAACUGUGAGGUGCUGCUGGUGGGGAAACAGUACCCAUCAAUCCAGGAAUUUGCUUCUGCCAUUCCCAACCAACUACUCCUGGGAUCCCUACUGGAACACUUGUGCUUUGUUUACCAGAGUGACCCUACACGUUCACGCAUGCUGUUCAAGGUGAUAGGCCAGCGUUUAGCAGCCAUGAACCUCCUCUCUCCAUUGGCCAUCAGUGAUGAGUUUAGCACAGUUCGUCUGCAGCACAACCGGGCAUUCAGAGAGCUCCUGCAUGCAACCAGCCCUUCACUUUUUCCGCAGGAUCAUCGAUACUUGAGUGCAGAAGGCCAGACUCUAAGAACCAAAGAUGGUCUUUUCCAAGCCCAAACAUCCCGUUACCUUAGUGAAUUUGAAGAAAUCGCAAAACUGGGUAAAGGAUCAUAUGGCAUAGUGUUUAAGGUUACAAACAAGCUGGAUGGUCAGGAAUACGCAGUGAAAAAAAUUCUCAUCAAGAAAGUAACUAGAGAUGACUGCAUGAAGGUUCUUAGAGAAGUUAAAGUGCUCUCUAGCCUUCAGCAUCCAAACAUCAUUGGAUAUCACACUGCAUGGAUGGAGCAUGUUCAGCCUACUGUGAGAAAUCCCAAAUCUCUUGUUUCUCAAAUAUUUCCAGCCUUAGAGAAAUCUUCACAGAAAGAAGGAUCCACACAGGAAAGCACUGACAGCAGCAGUGGAUCGUUCAUUGUUUUUGAACAUUCUGACCAACUAAAAGACAAUCAAGUUACAUUAGAAAGCUUCUCAGUGAAGCCGUCAACGUCAAAAGAGGAAAUUGGUCAUGCUGUGUGCCCUAAAAAUGUCCACAACCCUCAGAACUUUGUUCCAUGUGUGUUCCUGGGAAAGCCUGGCACUACAGUGAACAAAUGCCCAGCAGCUAAUUGGGACAGCUCGACACUCUCAAAGGACGACCUCAGUAAAACCAAACUGGAAUUAAACAAAAACUCUCACACUGAUAUGGACACUCGUGAAUGGUCCGAAAAGCUGGCACAUGAGAUUCAGUUUCACUUAAUGCUUUAUAUACAAAUGCAACUGUGUGAGCGAUCCUUGAAAGACUGGAUACAGGAGAGGAACACAAGAACUAUGGAAGAACUGUCAAUUUCACAAGAUCCUUGUGAGUCAGCUGACUGUGAACAAGCAUUGAACAUUUUUAAGAAAAUACUUGAAGGAGUGGAAUACAUUCAUUCCCGUGGAAUUAUGCACAGAGACCUAAAGCCUAGAAACAUUUUCCUUCAUGGACCUGAAUGCCAUGUGAAAAUAGGGGACUUCGGAUUGGCAUGCAAAAACAUUAUAAUGGACAAACAUGAUCAGCUGCCCUACAACUCUAAAACUGUGAAUACAGACUUAUCGCACACCCGUGGAGUGGGAACAUUUGUUUACGCUGCACCUGAACAACUUGAGGGUUCUAACUAUGAUUCAAUGUCAGAUAUGUAUAGUAUAGGAGUGAUUGCGUUGGAGUUAUUCCAGCCAUUUGGGACUGAAAUGGAACGUGUACACACACUUGGAGAACUGAGGAAGGGCCAGGUUCCUAAUACGCUGUCCAAAAACUGUCCAAUUUUGGCCAAGUAUAUCAGACUGCUGACCAGCUCUGGUCCUUCAAUUAGACCAAGUGCAUGCCAGUUACUACAGAGUGACAUCUUCAGCACCAAUGACAUGGUUAUCCACAGUUUAAAGCGCAAGAUUGAUGAGCAAGAAGAAGAACUCGUUCAGCUCAGGAGAAAGAUCAGUGAGCUACAGAUCUCUCAAAAUGCAAAACACAGUCCAGAAAAGACAUAAUAAUACUGGCUCUUUUGUACCCCCAAAUACUUGUGCAUUAUGUGAAUUGUUGUUUGGAAAUGGUUGCAUGUGUGAGUGCAGCUCUAAUUGUAUGUAAAUAAAUGAGUGCCAUAUUUUAUUUGA